Messenger RNA from Populus trichocarpa (black cottonwood), 2309 nucleotides. Its product is annotated as transcription factor bHLH87. Gene Ontology annotation, molecular function: protein dimerization activity; DNA-binding transcription factor activity. Lineage: Eukaryota; Viridiplantae; Streptophyta; Magnoliopsida; Malpighiales; Salicaceae. The transcript is spliced from 4 exons. Bases 470 to 1798 code for a protein of 442 amino acids. Gene Ontology annotation, biological process: regulation of DNA-templated transcription. The record is from RefSeq and is a predicted model, not a curated record.
GUUUUUGAGAUUCAAUAUGCUUCUCUGCAAUCUCAUGCUCCCCAUCUGCUAUAAAAUAUACUCUCGCGUCCUCCACCAAACUGACCACAAACCCUUAUCUUUUCCAAACCCAUUGUAUCUCUCCUCCUAUCAGAUAUUGAAAAUUAUAUUUUUUUAGGUAGCCUUUUUUUUCCCCUCAUAUUUUACAUGUUCAAAUACUAAUAGCAUCAUUUUUAGGAUUAUAAAAUUAAACCAUAUGCUCUUUAUAUCUAUAUAAGCAUUCCCCUUACUUAAGAAGUAGCAUUACACUGUAUCACUAUAGCUAGGUAUUUGGUCAUCCAUCUUGCUAGUUGAAGUUCAAGUUCAAGUUCAAGGAUCGAUCACCGCAGUUUUCGUGGUUACUGGCUGUCCCAGAUUGCACAGAAAGUAUAAUACAAAGCCAGAGGAAUAAAAGGACUUUCUUGUUUCCACUGAAGAUUCUUCAAAAUCAAUGGAUAGUUUGGGAUGGGAUGUCGACUCACAAGUUCUCACAAACUCAUCAUCAUUGUGGAGCAAUCAACAGCAUGAUGGCGUGGAUCUUGGAGAGGACAUCUUCCAUCAAAUUCAAGAGCUCCAAAAAACUCAAACAUCAGCACCACAGCUGAAUUCGGGUUCUGAAAGACACCAAGAGGUUACAAGGUUGGUUGCAAAUACAGUGCUGGCAAAAUCAUCUGGAGCUGGAACAAUAUGCAAUUGGGGAGAUGCUUCAGCUCAAGAAUUGUAUUCUUCUUCUUUGAUCAGUAAACCUUUUUCUGUAACUUGCAUGGCUGAUUUUAGCAUGGGUGGCCAACCAAGAAUCAAUACCAAUGGCUUACAAAAUAGCAAGGCUUGUGUUUCGACGGGCUCUCUUGAGUCGCUUGAUUGCUUGCUAUCAGCGACCAAUAGCAACACAGACACAUCAGUUGAAGAUGAUGGAAUUUCCAUGAUUUUCUCUGAUUGUAGAAACUUGUGGAAUUUCGCUCCCAAUAGCAGUGCUGCAGUUUCAUCUGGGGAGUCUGAGAACAAUACUUGCAAUCCAGGAAAUAAGGAGAUGCAUUGCCCAGUAAGUGAGCUUGAUGAAACUGUCUCUCAUUGUUCUUCAGAUCAAUAUGGAAAGAAUAGAGAUUGUUCGCAAACUAAGCCUGUUUCUACAAAGAGAAGCAAUGAUCACUGCAGUGAGCUGAAAAUGGGUCUAAAGCAUCCUUUUUUCGAUAUUCUCCAAAGUGAGUGUUCUAAUCAAGAAGGUGGUUUUAGACUAAUUUCAGAUAAUCCGCCAAAAUCAAAGAAACCCAGAUCAGAUAAGCGUCCAAGCUCAUCAAACAUCAACUUUCAGCAGCCAAGCUCAUCAAUUUCUUCUUCUAUUGAGGAGCCUGAUCCAGAAGCCAUUGCACAGAUGAAGGAGAUGAUUUAUCGAGCAGCGGCUUUUAGGCCAGUGAAUUUAGGCUUGGAAGUUGCGGAGAAGCCUAAGAGGAAGAAUGUUAGAAUAUCAACUGAUCCACAAACAGUGGCAGCAAGGCAAAGGAGGGAGAGGAUAAGUGACAGAAUUAGGGUUCUGCAGGGGAUGGUCCCUGGUGGUAGCAAGAUGGACACAGCGUCAAUGCUUGAUGAGGCUGCGAACUACCUCAAGUUCUUAAGAUCACAAGUCAAGGCACUAGAAAACCUAGGCCACAAGCUUGACUCAGUGAAUUGUCCACAACCAACAAACAUUGCUUUCUCUUCUUUACCGUUCAACCACUCGUUUCCCUUGCAAAAUCACUUUCCAUUCCAAAACCCUAAUCAUAUUCACCCCUCUCAAGGCUAAUACCAAAGAACCCAAAAAAACCCCUGAUAAUGGAUUUUAAUCAUAGUAGUCAUCAUCGUUAUUUCCAUCGCCAAUGAUUAAGAAUCCAAAGCACAUUUUCUAGCCUAAAAACAAGUACAAAAGCUAACCCAAGAUCCUUUGCCAAGUAAUCUUAAUCAUUACAUUCCAAUAACCCAGAGUCAAAAGCAUUCACUAAUGAUGGUUACUUAGUUAUCAACAUGAUCACAUCCACUUUUCAAGAGUGAGAGAUCUAGCUUUGCAAAGUCUAUCCCUCUUACUGUUCUUGCUGUUUCCACUAAAUUAACGACAGUUGAAGAAACGAUUGGUGGAAACAGUUAGAACAAGGAUAGGGAUAGCAUUAGUUAAUGAAAUAUUGUCUUUCUUUUGCAUAAAAAAAAAGGGUAUGGCAAUUAUAACACAUAUGAUUAAGAUCAAGGGCUAGAAAGUGUGAAUCAGUUUAAGAUUGUUACUGUAAGAUUUGUUUAAUGUAUUCGAUGCACUUAAAAGCUCA